Molecule: messenger RNA, 2494 nt
Organism: Prunus dulcis (almond)
Lineage: Eukaryota; Viridiplantae; Streptophyta; Magnoliopsida; Rosales; Rosaceae
Product: subtilisin-like protease SBT3
Biological process (GO): proteolysis
Molecular function (GO): serine-type endopeptidase activity
Source: RefSeq, a predicted model, not a curated record
AUGGCUAUUGGUCAUCAUGUUCGCUUGUGUUUUUGGCUUGCCAUUGCAAUUAUCUCCACCACUUUGGCUCAACCCAACAAUUAUAUCAUCCACAUGGACUCAACCAUGAUGCCAAAAGCCUUUGCUGAUCACCAUUCAUGGUACUUGGCCACAGUAAGCUCUGCGCUGAGCAAGUUUAGGCCAAACACCACCACAACCACCUCUUCUUCUGCACUCUCUUCUAAACUUAUUUACAGUUAUACUCAUGUCAUAAAUGGGUUCAGUGCAAGUCUCUCCCUUUCUGAGCUCGAGGCCUUAAAAACCUCUCCAGGCUACAUUUCUUCAGUCAAAGACUUGCCAGUAAAACCAGACACAACUCACUCCUCUCAGUUUCUUGGCCUCAGUUCCAAAUCUGGAGCUUGGCCGGUUGCAGAUUAUGGCAAAGAUGUCAUAAUUGGAUUGGUGGACACUGGUGUUUGGCCAGAAAGUGAGAGCUUUAGUGACGAUGGAAUGUCAGAAAUCCCACCAAGAUGGAAAGGUGAAUGCGAGAGUGGCACCCAAUUCAACUCCUCUUUGUGCAACAAAAAGUUGAUUGGGGCAAGGUUCUUUAACAAAGGGCUCAUUGCCCAAAACCCCAACUUGACAUUUCCUGUGAAUUCAACAAGGGACACAGAUGGGCAUGGGACCCACACCUCAUCCACAGCAGCUGGAAAUUAUGUGCCCGGGGCAUCUUAUUUUGGUUAUGCACCGGGCACAGCUAGUGGCAUGGCUCCGAAGGCUCACGGUGACGUGGCCAUGUACAAGGCUCUUUGGGAAGAGGGCAAUUUGUCUUCUGAUAUAAUUGCUGCCAUUGAGCAAGCGAUUAUAGACGGUGUGGAUGUUUUGUCCUUGUCAUUUGGGCUUGAUGGGGUUGCUUUGUAUGAGGACCCUGUUGCCAUAGCCACAUUUUCAGCCUUGGAGAAAGGUGUCUUUGUGUCCACAUCUGCAGGAAAUGAGGGCCCUUUCUUUGGCACCUUGCACAAUGGCAUCCCAUGGGUUCUCACCGUUGCCGCCGCCACAAUCGACCGUGAUUUUGAAGGAACUGCGCAUUUUGGCAACGGAGGCUCCAUCACGGGGUCUACUCUUUUUCCGGGGAAUUCAUCUUCAACCCAAUUCCCAAUUGUUUUCCUUGAUGCAUGUGACAGUUUGAAAAAAUUGAAACAGGUGGGGAAGAAGAUAGUUGUGUGCCAGGACAGAAAUGAUUCGUUAGGCAAACAAGUUUAUAAUGUUAACAAAGCAACUGUUGCCGGAGGCCUUUUUAUUACCGACAACACUGACUUGGAGCUGUUCCUCCAAAGCCCAUUUCCCACAAUCUUUCUCAGUCCAAAGGAAGGCGAAGCGAUCAAAGAUUACAUCAACAGCAACUCUCAGCCAACAGCAAGCUUGGAAUUUCGAAAGACACUUCUUGGUACCAAACCAGCACCAGUUACAACAAGCUACACCUCCAGAGGGCCAUCCCCCAGCUUCCCAUUUACCCUGAAGCCAGACAUUCUGGCUCCAGGGUCAUUAAUCCUAGCUGCAUGGCCUCAAAAUAACGCGGUAGCCGUGGUGAACAAUAAAGACUUGUUUAGUAAUUUUAAUCUCUUGUCCGGGACAUCCAUGGCGUGCCCGCAUGCAGCCGGUCUAGCCGCUCUUCUAAAAGCUGCAUAUCCAAAAUGGAGCCCUGCUGCUAUUAGAUCGGCCAUGAUGACGACAUCAGACACAUUGGAUAACACUCUCAGCCCCAUUAAAGACAUUGGUGACGGUUACCAGCCAGCCAGUCCUCUAGCCAUGGGAGCAGGUCAUGUCAAUCCCAACAAAGCCCUUGACCCGGGGCUCAUAUACGACGCGGACAUAGAAGAUUACAUAAAUCUCCUUUGUGCACUGAACUACACCAACAAGCAAAUCCAAACCAUCACCAAAUCAGCCUCGAACAAUUGCUCAACUCCUUCGUUGGAUCUUAACUAUCCUUCUUUCAUUGCAUUCUUCAACGCAAACGAUUCGAAGCCGAAUGUACAAACCACUCAAGAAUUCCGGAGGACAGUGACCUACAUAGGAAAGAGACAGUCGACCUACGUUGCAAGCGUUACACCCUUAAAAGGGUUUGAGGUUGCAGUGGUUCCAAACACAUUGAAGUUCAAGGAGGAGGGUGAGAAGCUGAGCUUUGUGCUGAGUAUAAAAGGUCCAAGACGAACGAAGGAGACUGUGGCUUUUGGCUAUCUAACUUGGGCGGAGAGUGGAGGUGAACAUGUGGUGAGAAGCCCCGUCGUGGCCACAAACCUCAGCUCAGAUACGGUGUCGCUGCAGAGCUAACUUGCCUGCUCUAGCAAGCAUGGGAUCAUUCCUCUUUGCUAUAAAUAAAGUAUAGUUUAUAGUUUAUAAAUCACAUCAGGAUCGGGCUAACAGCAGGUUGGUGUUGUUGUUGUUACUCAAAUUAAAGCUGGCAGCUAGCAAAUAAAGAUUAUUGGGAAAGGUUUUGUGUGGUUGUUAGUCGAUG